AGCGCUCCCUGCCCUUUGGAGGCGCGGAGGGGUCGACUCUGGAGCAGAGGGCACGAGCCGGAUCUGGGGCUUCCUUCCUGGACGCGCGUCAUUGUCUGUGCCCCCCCCCCCCCGGCCCCUGCUGCCGUCUGAGCUCCGCCCCUCGGCCUCCGCAAGGAGAACGGUUAGAUCAUAACCAAGUGAACAAAGGCAUCUUUCCACCGAUGGAGGUGACGCAAUAGAAGGAGAUGGGAAAGCAGGACCAAGAAGGACCUGGGACUGGCAAGAGAGCAAGCAAAAGGCCGCUUCCCCUCCAAACUGGGAGUGCGGUUGAAUUCUGGAAAAGGGCUGGGCCAGAAAUCCCACCUAAAGACACCGUGACCUCAGAUGUACAUUGCCGACGCUUCCAGCAGUUCCGCUACGAUGAGGCCGAAGGGCCCCGAGAGGUUUGCAGCCAGCUCCAUGGACUUUGCAGCCAGUGGCUGGAGCCGGAGAGGCACACCAAGAAGCAGAUUGUGGAGCUGGUGAUCCUGGAGCAGUUCCUGACUCUCUUGUCCCAGGAAAUGCAGGACUGGGUCAGAGGAUGUGGGCCAGAGACCACUUCCCAGGCAGUGGCCCUGGCCGAAGGUUUCCUCCUGAGCCAGGCAGAGGAGAAGAGGCAGGCAGGACAGAUGUGGGAACCAUCCCGGAAGAGAGGAGCUACGUUUCUUGAGGUGGAUGGAGCUUCCUGGGAGCAAGCGCAGAGGGCACAGGCUGUGGAGCGUGCCCAAGAUGCCCUCUCCUGUGGAACAGGCAGUGGAGAGAUGCUGUUGAGCCGUCGUCUUUUCAGAGGUGUGGAAACGGCUGCUGUGCCUCCCAUCCAGGGAGCCUUUUCCUUUGAGGAGGUGUCCGUCUCUUUCUCUGACGCAGAGUGGGCCCUGCUGGAUCCGGGACAAAGAGCUCUCUACCGGGAAGUCAUGCUGGAGAACUACGGGAACGUGGCCUCUCUGGCAGAGGAGGAUCAGAGGAAUGAGGAGGGUGAGGAAUUUCUUCUGCAAUUUCCUGAUAAUGUUAAUAAUGAAGACUUACAAGGAAAUGUCGGGAAUCGAAGCAGACCUAAAAGAAAGAAAGGCAGCCGUUUGGUUGAGAAGAGGGAUGGAAUUAAGCAGAAUGUACAUUUCCCAAAGUACAAUAUAAUGAAGGGAAAUAAAUCCAUUCAGUGUGGAAAGUACAUCAAAUAUAGAUCACAGCUUCUUGUGAAACAAAGAAGACAAAUAAGACAAAAACGUUUUGAAUGUUCAGAGUGCGGAAAGAGAUUCAGUCGGAGGUGCCAUCUUCUGCGUCAUCAAAGAACCCACACAGGGGAGAAACCUUUUGAAUGCUCAGAUUGUGGAAAGAGAUUCGAUUACAGGGCGUCUCUUCAAGAGCAUCAAAGAACCCACACAGGGGAGAAACCUUUUCGAUGCUUAGAAUGUGGAAUGAAAUUCAGUCAGCGUGGCCAUCUUAAGCAGCAUAAAAGUAUCCACACAGGGGAGAAACCUUUUGAAUGCUCUGAGUGUGGAAAGACAUUCAGUCGGAGUGACACUCUUCGACAGCACCAGAGAACCCACACAGGGGAGAAACCUUUUGAAUGCUCAGCGUGUGGAAAGAGAUUCAAUCGGAGUAGCACUCUUCAACGGCACCAGAGAACCCACACAGGGAAGAAACCUUUUGAAUGCUCAGAGUGUGGAAAGAGAUUCAGUCGAAGUUUCACCCUUCAACAGCAUCAGAAAACCCACACUGGGGAGAAACCUUUUGAAUGCUCAGGGUGUGGAAAGAGGUUCAGUCACAGUGGCACUCUUCAACAGCACCAGAGAACCCACACAGGGGAGAAACCUUUUGACUGCUCAGCAUGUGGAAAGAGAUUCAGUCAGAGUAGCAAUCUUAAACAGCAUCAGAGAACCCACACAGGGGAGAAAGCUUUUGAAUGCUCAGAGUGUGGAAAGAGGUUCAGUCACAGCGGCACUCUUCAACAGCACCAGAGAACCCACACAGGGAAGAAACCUUUUGAAUGCUCAGAGUGUGGAAAGAGAUUCAGUCGGAGUUUCACCCUUCAACAGCAUCAGAAAACCCACCCUUGGUUGAAACCUUUUGAAUGCUCAGCAUGUGGAAAGAGAUUCAGUCAGAGUAGCAAUCUUAAACAGCAUCAGAGAACCCACACAGGGGAGAAACCUUUUGAAUGCUCAGGGUGUGGAAAGAGGUUCAGUCGCAGUGGCACUCUUCAACAGCACCAGAGAACCCACACAGGGGAGAAACCCUUUGAAAGUUCAGUGUGAAAAGAGAUUCAGUACUGGUGGCAAUUUUCAAGUGCACCAAAGAACCCACACAGAGGAGAAACCUUCUGAGCGCUCAAAGUGUGGGAAAUGAUGGAGUUGGAGUAGCAUUUUCCAGAAAUGUUUAAGAACCUACACUAGGAGAAAGCAUAUAACCACUUAGGGCUUGAGAAGAGCAUGUCUCCUUUUUUACAGUGGAAAGACAAAGACAGACCCCAUAAAACACCGAAACAAUACAAACUGUCAAGUAUCCUUGCCACAAAUGAGUUAAAUUGUAUUGUAACGUUCUGGAAGUACCUUCACGCUCUAUAUUGACAAUAACCACCAAUAAAUUGUGUUAUUUAGUCUAUUAUAAGUUGCUUGCUUGCUGGAAUGCAGUAAACAGUAGUAAGAGUGUAACCUGGGAACCAAAGUGUUUUGACUUUGCGUUAUCAGUGACAACAACGGGCUCUGGACAGUGGGAACCAAGAUGCUUGGGGGGAAGGGGCGUGGCGGCAGCUUUCUGCAUUCGCGUCUUUUUCCAAAGUAUAAACUAUGCUGGAGUCAUAGACCUCAAUCUUGACUCCAACCAAACGUGAAUCUAUGCCUUUCCUGAUGCUUUAAUAAACAACCGUUUUGAA
This is a messenger RNA of Heteronotia binoei (common prickly gecko), 2890 nucleotides long. RefSeq names its product zinc finger protein 436-like. Bases 228 to 2273 code for a protein of 681 amino acids. NCBI's taxonomy places the organism in Eukaryota, Metazoa, Chordata, Lepidosauria, Squamata, Gekkonidae. Gene Ontology annotation, biological process: regulation of transcription by RNA polymerase II. The record is from RefSeq and is a predicted model, not a curated record. The transcript has 6 exons. Gene Ontology annotation, molecular function: RNA polymerase II cis-regulatory region sequence-specific DNA binding; DNA-binding transcription factor activity, RNA polymerase II-specific.